AUGGAUGACAACCGUAACACCACCAUUCGCCCAGACAACUUUUCCGAUACAUCGUCCAACAGCAUACCUACUACACCCGCCCUUCCUAAAGAACAUCGUGAUCUUUUGAAAAAGGAUAACAACAACAACAGCACCACGUUCGUAUCAGAGGAUGUUGAUAAUUAUGCUACUGCUGAACAUGUGGCAGCUUGGCUUCCUCUUGAUGACCCUCCAAAGGAUAACAAUACAAGCAACCAUGAUAUUUUGAUUGAUGCUAUACCGCCCCUUCCAGCCAAGGCCACCCGUUUACCUGCACCUGCAGCUAUUUGGAAAACAUGGGACAGCCCAACAUUGCUUCCUUGGGGAAAUGACAGCAUUUGGAUGUCUUCCAAUAAGCAACGUCGUUUCAGCACAAGCUUACCACCAGCAUUGUUGCCAUCUGCUACGCCGACAUCGAUCACAACACCCAAGAGAAGAACAUCUGUUACGACCCUUUCCUCCUCCUCCAUGCCCUAUCAUCGUCGCUCUUCUUUUCCUGACACUGUGCUUUCGACUACGGAUCAAAGCAAAAAGGAUUAUUGGCAAUCAUUGGUAUCAGGUGAUCUAGAUAGACCGUUGUAUACAAAGACCGACGCCGCUUUUCGUCGUUAUUCGUCGCCGUCUUGUGCUGCAGCAGCGGCAUCAUCGUCAUCAUCCAUGUGUCACCAAGAUCCGCCUUUGAGCCCUGAACUUAUGCAACGUAUUGAUGACUAUUUUAGCAGCACCCCAUCGAUGAGUAAUCGUAUGAACGCGGGUUCAUUGGCUGCAUCCAUGUCCUCAAUGACUGCAAGUGAGGUGCAGAAUAUGGGCAAGGGUGUUCCCCUGCUUGAAUUGUUACACGAUGACACUGUCACCCUAUUUACGGUGGAACUGGCACCUGGACGACAAGACAUUUAUUAUAUGCAGCAUGAUGAAAAUCAUAAUGAAGUGGUGAAAGAAGGUGAUUUGGUGAUUGUGGAAGCUGACCGUGGACAAGAUAUGGGUCAAGUGAAAGGAGUUUUUGCCAAGACUACCACCAAGGAUGAUGACGACGACGAUGAUGGAGAUGACAACAACACGACGUGUAUAAGACGAUUGUAUCGAUUGGCGACUCGUGAAGAGAUUGCCACCUUACCUACAAAAGCACAAGAUGAAGCCAAGGCGUUAUUGGUGUGUCAAAGCAAGAUCAAAGAACGUGAAUUACCGAUGCAGGUGCUGAGAGCCGAGUACCAAUGGGAUCGUCGUAAAUUGACCUUUCAUUUUACUGCUGAAGAACGAGUCGAUUUUAGAGAGUUAGUGAGAGAGCUGUUUAAGCUAUACAAAACCCGUAUUUGGAUGUGUGCCAUCAAUAACAAGCAUCAUCACCAUUCUUCUUCCUUUUCCUCAUAA
Lichtheimia ornata is the source of this 1386-nucleotide messenger RNA. RefSeq lists its product as uncharacterized. The transcript is spliced from 2 exons. NCBI's taxonomy places the organism in Eukaryota, Fungi, Mucoromycota, Mucoromycetes, Mucorales, Lichtheimiaceae. Gene Ontology annotation, cellular component: cytoplasm. The record is from RefSeq and is a predicted model, not a curated record. Bases 1 to 1386 code for a protein of 461 amino acids.